CCCGAACAGCAGCAAAGAGGAAGCAGCCAAGCGAACCAUCUGCAAUCGAAUAACGUGGCUCUCGCUUACCACUGGAAAACCGCCACGAUUGAAGAUAUUGAUGGUAGUUGGUCUGCGUGAGCCACCAUGUGGUUUGAAACCUGGGCAACGUGUUUUUCUUUGCUGCUUGUCCGCGCUGGCGCCAAGGACUGCAAGAUGUCUGACGCGUACAAUGCCAAAGACUACGAGAACACGGGCUUCAUUUCUGCGUGGAACUAUGUCGCAGGCAUCAUCGCCGGAUUUCUCGUCUCUGAUAUUGACACUCGCAUGGCGUUUAGCAGCGGCAACUACAACGAAUCUACGGAUCCCAUUGAAUACGUCCUGGGAUUUCAGACUUCGUUGAACUGGGCUUCCCAUCUACUCCUAGCGGUAGCAGGCAUCCAAUUAGUCACAGCACCUAUUAUAUACUUUAUUCGCUCGACGGGGCGUUGUGGAGGCGAACGGGUUCAAAAUGUGACGAUCCUCUACGAGCACAACAUCGCUUCCUACACUUUGACGAUUGGAUGUCUCCUGGCCCUGAUAUUGAUAUGCUACUUCCUCAUGAUCUCCGCAUGCACUGGGGCGGGCAAAGGUUUGGGCUUUAUUCAAGAGAAGGCCCAUGACAUGCGCUCGGAUCUCAAGCUGUUUCUGGACAACAUGAACUGUCAGUUCAAUAUUUUCCUGGAAGCUGACAUCAAGCCUACUAUAACGAACUUCAGAGUAGCCUUCAGCCGUGGAAUGGAAAGCAAAUUUGUUACUGAGCUGUCGAAAAAGAUAAGAGAAGAAAUGCAACAGACGGAUAACUCAACAGGGCUCUACUCCAUCUACGGCAGCACCUUAGCCCGAGACCUUCGAGCGAAUAUCGAUGCUAACAUGGAUGACCCCAACAAGGCUUCCAAUGCAGCAACAUUGAGAGAUGCAGCGUUGAAAUGUGAUGCCUUGACGGCAGAGCUCUGGAAAGAUCUCAUGAAGCGGUUUGAUGCAAUUCAAGACACUGUGCGCGAUACCGCCGUUGACGCGCUGAACUUGGUGAAGACGUCGGAAGAAACAGUGGAACAGGCCAUCUUCGCGCGAACGCGAGAGGCCGGCGAUUCGAUUAUGGGUCAGCGAGGGUUCUUCGCUGGGUAUGGGCGUGAUCCUGAGCACUCAUUCGAAUCAUCUAAGAAAAUAGAAACAGCGCUGGCAUUGGUUAGCAGCAUAAUCAUCCUGUCACUCGACGUGGCACUUUUACUCAGCCUUAUGAUGGGCAGCUGCACACAUGAUCCAUUUGUGGUACCAACUAAGAGAACGAAAGCUGCUCACUACGCCGGCUACGCUACUUUAUGCGCGGCGUACACGUCCCUGCCUGCAUCUGCACUUUUGGUGUACAUUGCAUCACGUGUGAUGGUGUACGCUGUUUCUGGUGAAGCCGCAGUAUGUCGACCAUACAACUUGGGACAACCGAGCUGGAUGGACCACCUGUUGACGCCGCCAAAACCCAUAAAACCAACGAAAGCAGACAGCAUAAUUGAAUUCGUUACAUCUCCUAGAAACUUUCAGCUUUGCAAUAAAACAUUCGGGUCCACCUUGGUGUCGGACGUCGACCUUCUGGAGAAAACGGAGUCUGACUUCCUUCGUGACGUUCUUCUGCAAAACCUGACCAUCACUGGGUUCUCCCACAAUCAGAAUGUGUUGCAGGCGUUGUACGGCGCCAUUACUACGCUUAACGUGACCCUUCGAGAUGUGACGGAGACUGCCGUCCCAGCUGAACGAAUUGCUCUGGAUUACAACACAAGCAAGAAGAUACGAGUAAGUAAGGCCGUGGCCGAUAUGUCGAUGAAACUUCACAAUAAGCUAUCACUUCCUUUUUCAACGCUCGAUGGAGUGAAUGACGUCAUUGAACUUGGAUACAAAUCAUUGGUCGAUUCAAAAGUCAAUAUGCUCGAGCGAUCGCUUGCAGGAAUAAAGGAAAACAUCAUGUCCACCAUCGGCGACUGUGGUGCUCUGCAGCGGAUAUAUAACAGUGGAUUCUCCGUGCUGUGCAACAUGAUAAUAAGAAACAUGAACGGGCAGUGGGUGGCACUACUCAUCAUCGUCCUCCUGUUAAACUACACUUGUUACACGUCCUUCAAGCUAUCAAAGUAUUUCUUGCGGAUGGACAAUGUCACUUACGAUGAGGAGCUUGAAAAGCUCGAGGGUUCAGAAGGCUCUGAUCGCUACACUGAACGAACUGGCUCCCGGAGUUAUCUCACUGAAUCCGGCAUGCGAUCAUUCCGAGAGGUCAGCGAAAGAGACAUGAGUCAGCUAAAUCGCCUGGGACGGAUGUCAAAGUCCACCAUGCAAAGGCUUAAAAGACGCAGGAAGAAGCGAAGGAAACCGGGAGAAGGGCAGGAACCUCAAGAAAGGCCCACAGUCAUCCCAUCAGCGACGGGGAAGGAAGAAGGCGAAGCCUCCAGCAGCGAACAGGACAAAUUCGACCGAAUACGACGUUUGAGCAUGGGGAAUCGCAGGAAAAGCAUGGCAGUGGCAGGAUUUGACGCCUUCAGAAGAAUGAGCAUGAAAGUCCUAGGAGGCAGUCCUAAUUCCAGUGCUGUUGGCGCAACAGACGUCCGUCGGCAAUCUACAACCCAACCUAUCGUGCCUCAAGCUGUUCCACUCACUCAACCACCGUUCGUGUCGGGGGGUAAUGUGAAAGAUGCAAACAUUCACGCUCAGGAACCUCAGCCGCCAGGCAGCAUGGCAUCCGUGGACACCGUCACUAGCGCUAAAACACGACAAUAUGUUGUGCAACCUGCGGUAAAAUUUCCGGAUAUGGGAACUGGCUAUGUACAGAGUACGGACGUCUACAGGAAUCCCGAGAGGGAUCCGGGCUCAGUGCGCGUGCAGGGCACAGUUACGACAGCGAGUUCGACAAGCACACGAAGUGCAGGGCACGCUCAAAUCACGGCGGUGCCCAUGAAUCCUGUCAGGAAGCACAGUGCAGUUCCAACAGAUGACAUGGCAACGUCAAGGAGUUCAUUCAGGGACCAUAGUUCAGUUCCCGUGCAGGGCUCACGAGCGUCCGUUAGUUCCAGCAGAAGGAUUAGUACCAUUCCUGCACAAGGUACUGUUAAGUUCAAGGAUCAGCCAAGCUCAAUACAUCUAACGAGGGAGAGUGCGUUCAAGAGCCAGCUGACCAGCCAAGGUUCACUUCCAGUGGUGGGCCCAACAAGAAUGACCCCAUCUGCGACGUACUCCAGCCUCCCAAAUGAAAGAUACGACAAUGAUAAUUAUGCGGUGCGUGAAAUCUCACACGCCAACGAAAGCGAAGACAGUUUCAUAGAAAGGGAGUACGUCGCCGUUCCAGAAAUGGAGUUUAGGUCUUAAGACGCACUCAUAGCGUGCACUAGAGCCGACUAUGUUACUCCAUUCGGUGUAGCAACAACAGUUCUGUGAUAUUGGUUACACGAGGCAGAAAAAAGGGCGAGAAGCUCUGUAUAAUAGUAUUCCUUGAAAAGGCACCAUAAAAAUAAAGUGUACUAC
Molecule: messenger RNA, 3519 nt
Organism: Ornithodoros turicata
Lineage: Eukaryota; Metazoa; Arthropoda; Arachnida; Ixodida; Argasidae
Exons: 27
Coding region: 127-3363 (1078 amino acids)
Cellular component (GO): membrane
Source: RefSeq, a predicted model, not a curated record